AGACGAAGUUUGGACGAGUGUACCUAGUUACUUUGUUGCUCUCGUACCUACCCAGUGGCGGGCUACUUGUUAUAUCAUUUCGGCUCUUUUGGACUUGUGGGCUCGUAGGUUUCAUUAUGACGUUAGUUUCGGCAUUUCUAUGUGUGCUGUCCGUGUUUGUUGUUCUAGUCUCGGAGAGGUUUAUGGUGCAGGCUGUGUUCUCUCAGUCCUUGGACAGCGACUUCACGUUCACCCUACCGGCCGGUCAAAAGGAGUGUUUCUUCCAGACCAUGAAGAAAGAUGCCUCACUGGAGAUUGAAUAUCAGGUGUUAGAUGGUGCAGGUCUCGAUGUAGAUUUUUUCAUCUACUCUCCUUCUGGCCAAUUGUUGUUCAGUGACUACCGCAAGUCAGAUGGAGUGCACACGGUUGAAACUGAGGAUGGAGACUACAUGUUUUGCUUUGACAACACAUUCAGUACAGUAUCUGAGAAGUUGAUCUUCUUUGAAUUGAUCCUGGAUAACAUGGGUACAGAUGAAGACCCAGAUGACUGGAAAGAGUAUGUCCAUGGAACAGAUAUGCUGGACAUGAAACUAGAAGAUAUCAUGGACACCAUUAACAAUGUGAAGGCAAGACUAGGCAAAAGCUUGCAUAUCCAGACGGCGCUGCGGGCGUAUGAGGCCCGUGACCGAAACCUCCAGGAGAGUAACUUUGAUAGAGUGAACUUAUGGUCGGUAAUCAAUCUCAUUAUCAUGGUGCUGGUGUCGGCGAUUCAGGUCUACCUGGUCCGCUCACUGUUUGAAGAUAAAAGUAAAAUUCAUACAUAACGCUGCCCCAGAUGGAGGAACAGAGAGAGACUAAUUUGCUUGUCCACACAUAUAUUUGGGAGUUUUUUCAGCUUGUAUCCUGCCUUGUGACUGUUACCACAAAAUGACAUCUAUAGUGAAACAUAUACAGACACUUUCAUGUUCUUGAUAACAUUUUUUUUUUUUUUUUGCCACAAUUGUUGCUCUGGAUUUCAGUCCACAGGAGUUUGAGGGACAGCAGGAGUCCCAGGUCUGGAAUGGGAACUUCUGACUGUCAGCUCCCACUGCUUUUGCAACCUCACUCUUUUUACUACAGGAAAAAUUCUUUCUUUAAAACUUAUACAGUAUAUUGUUUUAUAAUCCUCUCUAGCUGCUGUAAGCCUUCAAAGAAAGUGACAUAACAAGUAUGUUUAUGAUGUGACUAUUUUUCUAACAGAGGUUAAAGUUAUAAGGCUAGUAGCCAAAUGCAGAAAUGUUUUUUUAUUGAAGGAAUCCUAUGGUGUCUGAAGGACAUGAUUUAUUUCUAUCACAUGGGAGUAGAAAGUGCAACCACUUCAUCAGCAUGUCUUCCCAUACAUUAGUUACUGUUAAAAAUACACCUUUGUACUGUUACUAAGAUGCCUUAGUGGUUGUUUUCAGCUGCCAGUCUCUGAGGCCUUUGAAUAUUUCUCCCAUUGCCAUGAACAUUUAUGUUGAUAAUGGAAAAUCAGUCAUGCUUUCCCUUAUAUUCCAAUACUGAAAGGUCAGCUCUUUAGGUAAGGAUGCUUUACUAAUGCUGUUCUUUGGUACCUAAGGGACCAAAGAGUAGGAGAAACAACAGUGGGCCAUCUCCAAGUGUGUACCCUACUCUGGAACUUUUGCCCUACUCUCCUCUGCCAUGGACUUGUGGCCUAAAUGGGUGCUAGCACGGCUACUGGAGGGUGUCUGCUUAUAGCUACCUACUGUGUGAGGAUUUUGUUGAGCCUGCCUGUCUCUUUGGUGACAGAAGUCUUUUUCUAUCCUACGGACACCUUGAAGGACAUUUCCACUACUACAACAGGGGGGCCAUUCACUGCCUUGUCUACAUCAGCAUUCUUUUAAAUGUGAAUAUCGGUGUUGAAUCUGAUCUUCACAUUGUAUUAGCCAACAUUACAACCUAACAUCUGGUGGUUGCACUGCUGCUGAUGCCACAGAACAACCUAUUUCUUUUGUUGUUUUUAUAUUUUUAGAACAUAGUUGAACAUUUUGGACACUGAAGUGUUUAUCUGAUUAUUGCGACCCACCUGAAACAGGUUGUUCUGAUACAUGGGUAAAGAAGCACUGUUAGGUUGAUUGAUGAUAUACUAUUAAGAUGCCAUGGUGACUUAUGGUUAUGGUUGCUGAAAGGAUUUCUUUUAUUGGUAUUUACUGAGCUCCACAGCUGAUAACCUGGUUGCUUGAGGCUCCACACUGACAUCCUCUGAAUUUACCCUGUGCUAUAACAGUUUUCAUACAGUGAGUUCAUGCCUUCAUUAUUUAGUAGACCUGUGCUGGAAAUGCUGUAAAACAAUUGAAAACUGCAGUGUGUGCAUUUAUCACUGUAUUUUGUGGGUACCUGCAGUAACAUAUAAGAUGUCUGGUUUAAGAAAUGGUCAUCCUCUGAAGUGAAAUGUGUUACAGUUUAGGGUUUCUGAAUCAUCAUACAAAAAUAAAAGACUAUGCAUUUUUAA
Monopterus albus (swamp eel) is the source of this 2470-nucleotide messenger RNA. It is a transcript of the gene tmed5, whose product is annotated as transmembrane p24 trafficking protein 5. The record is from RefSeq and is a predicted model, not a curated record. Bases 117 to 803 code for a protein of 228 amino acids. The transcript is spliced from 4 exons. NCBI's taxonomy places the organism in Eukaryota, Metazoa, Chordata, Actinopteri, Synbranchiformes, Synbranchidae.